This is a messenger RNA of Vicia villosa (hairy vetch), 2588 nucleotides long. Its product is annotated as aberrant root formation protein 4. Bases 76 to 1908 code for a protein of 610 amino acids. Gene Ontology annotation, molecular function: ubiquitin-protein transferase inhibitor activity. The transcript is spliced from 14 exons. The record is from RefSeq and is a predicted model, not a curated record. NCBI's taxonomy places the organism in Eukaryota, Viridiplantae, Streptophyta, Magnoliopsida, Fabales, Fabaceae. Gene Ontology annotation, cellular component: cytoplasm.
UUCUUUUUCGAAGUUAAGGUUUUUCCAGUAAACUGAAGAAACUGUUUUUUCUCUGUACUUUCGACAUCACUUCUCAUGUCGUUAUCUGCAGAAAGCGAAGCCCCAUCGUUUCGCGGUUCGGAACCUCUCAAUAAUCUUCAAAGAAUUCUCCAAUCAUGCCCUAAAUUGGCCGAAGUUGGAGAUUCUAAUGAGUAUCAAAACACCAUCUCCGAGCUUGUCGGUUUCCUUGAUUCUUUAUUGGAUGCUGCUCUGUCUGAUCCAGACAAUGAAUAUGAAGAAAACAGUGCGUUUGAAGCUCUGUCCGAGAUUCAUCAAUACAUUGGUUCUCCGUCUCUUGACCAGGAAGUUGUUGAUGCUCUUUCCUUUGAACUGCCAAAGACUGUUUCGAAAUUUGCUGGCAUUUCAAGAAAGUUUUUGGACAUGGCAAUUAGCAUCAUCGAUCAAUUUAUAGUGAAAUGUGGUCCAAGGGAUAUGCUUUCAAUUAUCUGUGAUACAUUAGGUUACUCAAGUAAGGUGACCAACGCUGCCAGUUACAUUGUCCCUCCUUUAUCAGGGCUCUCAAAGGUCCUUAUUUCCAUCCGGAGGCGUCACUUUGAGCAAGUAAAAGAAACCGUUCCUAUAAUUCUUAAUGUUUUGAAGGCUGUAUGUUUGGAGUCGGAUGAAGAAGAACUUGAUAAUGUCUUUGACAGAGCUGUUGAGAUUGCAAAUUCUAUAUAUGAAGUUUGCAACAAGUUGGUGGAUAAUGCUGCAAGUGAGAAACUCCGAGCUCUCCUUGGUUUAUAUGUCCUGCAAUGCUUGGCUCUUGUUUCAGCUAGGAUAGACUACAAAGCUUCCGGUUGUCAUUCAUUAGUAUCACAACUAUCACGAAUUUCAUCCUAUUGUGGUUUGUCUUAUCUCAGUCUAGUAACAACUUAUGACGCAGAGGCUGUGGCUAGCACCGUUUUUGGAGAAAAUAAAGAUGAUUGUAUGGGCUGUUUAUCUCAUGUCAAGCAUGGUGCCGCUCUAUCAGUUAUUUGGGGGCAUGUCUCAGAGGAGGUUGCUCAAGCUGCUAAAGAAGAUAUGAUUGCGAUCAAAGAUGAGCUACGGAAUAACCAGAUCAAAAGGUGGCAAGCAAUAGGAGUAUUAAAACUUGUACUUUCCUUUGUAAGUCUGCCGUGGGAGUUAAAGAAACAUACUAUCAACUUCUUGCUUUGCAUCACAGAUGGAGAUAUCCGUGGAAACUGCGAUGGUGGACAUUCCCAGUGGCCAUCUUAUAUGCCAAAUAUUUUCUCAGCUCUACAGGCUGUUAAAAUGGUCAUCAUGUAUGCUCCAGACCCAGAACUUAGAAAAAAUUCCUUUGCUGUGUUAAAAGGAGUACUUGCUGAUAUUCCAAUUUCUCAAAGACUUGACGUCUUGGAAGCGUUGAUUACAAAUACUGACUCUUCCUCCAUGAUUGCCAUUUUGGUCGAUCUUGUUCGGAGGGAAAUGCACACAGAAAUCUACAAUAGUACGUCAGUAGUAAAAGAUGUCCAACAGAUUAAUAGCAACAAACAUUCGAAUACAUCAUUUUGGACUCCCAGCAUCCUUGAAUUUGUGGAGCGGAUUCUAAGACCUCCACAGGGAGGACCUCCUUCCCUACCAGAUCAGAGUGACGCGGUGUUGUCAGCUCUCAACUUAUACAGAUUUGUAUUAAUGACAGAAUCUACAAGAAAGACAAACUACACCGGAGUCUUGUCGAGGAGCAGUUUACUCAAGGUCUACAAUGAAUGGCUGCUUCCUUUGCGUACCCUAGUGACAGUUAUCAUGGCAGAGAACAAGAAUGAUUAUGAUGAGCUUGCAGUUGACACUUUAUGCACCCUAAAUCCACUUGAGUUAGUGUUGUAUCGAUGCAUUGAGCUUGUAGAAGAGAAGCUAAAGCAAGUCACAUGAUAUUUCUUCUUGGCAAAUCUAUCUUUAAAAGAUUUUUUUGGUAUAUGUUAGUUUUGAUAGUAACCUGUUUUUUUGUUUGAUAGCAACAUGUGCCUGCUUGUCUAGAUAAUUUUAUUCAUAUAUUGUAUCUAAUCUUCAAUGACAUUCAUAUAGCUUCUAAUCAGCACCUUACUAAUAAUAAUUCAUUUCAUUUAUAUUGUUAAGCAACAGAAAUGAUAUAAUAAUUGGACUAAUGAGCUCCAUUAUCAGAAUUCAAACCCAUAAUCUACCUAACAUGUGAUCACUCUUAUUUUUUAACUCAAUAGUCAUAUCAUGCAUUCACACAAAGUUUCUAGCCACAUGAUUCUUAACUUCAUGUCUACUCCCAACUGCCCUUGUAUUAUACAUAUAUAUUAGACCACUGAUGUUUACUUAUGUUGUAUAGCAAUUUGUUUUUAAGACAAAUUGUUGGAUUUUUCUAAUCCUAGAUCUGUGACAUUGACGUUUGAGAUCACAUUUUCCUACCAAAUGGAAGAGGAAAAUAAUAUAGCAAAGGUAUUACGCAAUUGACUUGUACAAGAUAGAUCUCAAACGUCGUUAUAUACCAACGGCUAAAAUUUUAUACAAUUAUUUUAUUAUUUUUUGGGACAAAAAGGUACCUCUUUCUACAUUAUGCCAUACAAAUAAAACAUAAUAACAAA